AUGGCAAAUCAUAUUGAUUUCCUCGUGAAAGUAACGACAAAUUUUAGUGGUGCAACAGUCGAUGCACUUAAAUCGAGUAUCAUUGUUGCUAUAGAUCAAUAUCAAAAUUCGAGAACUCCAACUGACAAGACUUUACUUGAAUUAACUGACAAUACAGCGAGAGAAUUUAGCUGUUGGUUUGGUAUUGGAACAUUACCAGAAAUUUAUCAUCUCUAUCCAGAUAUUGUUUCAUCGACAGAACAACAAGAAAAAUAUUCACUUAAAUUAUCUAAUAUUUCACCAUCGGGUAGUAUUCUUGUUGAUUUACAAUAUCGAAAAUGUUUAAUUGAAUUAUCUAGUAAUGAUGCAACACUCGAAAGUGAUCUCAAUCUCGAAGAAACAUCAACAUUAACAUUACUUUCACGUUUUGUUAAUGGAUGUUCAAGUUGA
Messenger RNA from Rotaria sordida, 429 nucleotides. Lineage: Eukaryota; Metazoa; Rotifera; Eurotatoria; Philodinida; Philodinidae. The record is from the annotation of a GenBank genome assembly.